AUGCUUCUUUUCCAAUAUUCCAGGCUUCUGUUUACCGUCAGUCUGGCAUUACAGAGCGCUCCUUUGGGAAACAGCUGUCAGAGAGAGAACCAUGAGGGCAGCAGAGAAGAAAUCAGCAACGCUACAAUUCAGAGGCUCCAGCAGAAGGCACUCAACUGGACGUGGGACAGCUUCAGGGACGUGAACGGGAGCACGCAGGACGCGCUUUCCCAGGCCAGGGCUUCCCCAGAGCGUGCGCCCCCGCGGCCGCGCUGCUGCAUGAACGGCGGCACCUGCGUGCUGGGCAGCUUCUGCGUGUGCUCCGCCCACUUCACCGGCCGCUACUGCGAGCACGACCAGAGGCACAGCGAGUGCGGCGCCUUGGUGCACGGAUCCUGGACGCUGCGCGGCUGCCGGCUGUGCAGGUGCGUCUUCGGCGCCCUGCACUGCCUCCCCCGCCAGACGCCCGGCCGCUGCGACCUGAGAGACUGGCUCAGCUCACACUCACCUGGACGCAGCGCCCGGGGCCUGCUGGUGUUGCUCUGCUUCCUGCUGCCGCGAUUGAUGAACUCGGGGCUGUUGGCCUGCGAGGAGCCGGGGAUGAUCCGCAGAACCCGGGGCGCCUCCGACCGAAACCACUCAGGCUGCGCGGGCGGCCAGGCGGCCUUACCCCCACCUCUUGACCUGCUCACGAACUGCUCUCGUUCUGCCCUGAUCACCGCCCUGACGUCUGCUGCAGCCCAGGGCUGA
Molecule: messenger RNA, 729 nt
Organism: Artibeus jamaicensis (Jamaican fruit-eating bat)
Lineage: Eukaryota; Metazoa; Chordata; Mammalia; Chiroptera; Phyllostomidae
Product: cryptic protein-like
Exons: 6
Coding region: 1-729 (242 amino acids)
Biological process (GO): anatomical structure development
Cellular component (GO): extracellular region; cell surface
Molecular function (GO): signaling receptor binding
Source: RefSeq, a predicted model, not a curated record